UUCAUUCAUUCAACUUUCUCUUUCUUUCUCUCUCUCUCUCUCUGCUUUAAUUUGUGUUGGCGUGAAGCAGAAGUCUGAUACAUGGGGAAGAAAGAGCAGCAGCAGAAGCAGAGAGACACAGCAAAAGUUGAAGCGGUUCUUGAGCUCAUCAGAAAACAAACCCAACUCACUGUUAAGCAGGAGAAGUUCUGCAACUAUGCUUGUGUGGAACGCUUUCUGAAACAAAAGGGUGAUAAUGUCAAACGAGCUGCCAAGCAACUCAAGUCUUGCCUUUCUUGGAGAGACUCCAUAGGCACCGAGAAUUUGAUAGCAGAUGAAUUCUCAGCUGAACUGGCUGAUGGUUUGGCUUAUGUGGCUGGCCAUGACGACCAAUCCAGGCCAGUUAUGAUUUUUCGGAUAAAGCAGGACUACCAAAAGAUACAUUCUCAAAAAUGGCUUACUCGGUUGUUGGUGUUCACAAUAGAGGUAGCCAUUUCGGUGAUGCCUAAAAACGCAGAACAAUUUGUGAUUUUGUUGGAUGCAAGCUUUUACAGAUCCGCAUCUGCUUUUAUGAACUUGCUGCUGGCAGCGCUGAAAAUAGUGGGCGACUACUACCCAGGCAGACUCUAUAAAGCAUUUGUCAUAGACCCUCCUUCUCUCUUUGCUUACAUCUGGAAGGGUGUUCGUGCCUUCGUGGAGCUAUCAGCAGCGACCACGGUGGUAUCAUCGUUGGAUUACGAAGAGUCUCUGGAAUACAACGACUUCGCAGCAUAUCACCCGCGAGCCUCGUCUCUCCGAUUCGACCAUUCCACGAUCCAAUCAACGGCCAAGGUUGGCUCAUGCUCCUCCUCGCGCUUCGCCUUCACCGUCUCCCAAUCAUUUGACUCACUCAAGCCGUGGUACCUCAGCAUGGCAGACACGUCAGCAUCCAAAGUUGGGCCCACCAGCCCAUCUCCUAUGAUGGGCCAGGCCCGCAUCUCCCCACUCAAUGCUCGCUCCUUCUCAUUUGCAUCUCCAGCUUCCAGGACGCCACGUGGCGACGCCGCCAGGCUCGCCAGGAAGUCGCUGUUCCCGUCGACGCCUCUGCCGCAGCGCGUGACGCCGAGAGAUCCGAGCGUGAAGGCAGCGAUGCCACGAACUCCGCGGGCGUCGUUUCUGCAGUCGCCGGCGACGUUCUUCCGGAGAGAGGGACACGUGAGCAGAGGAGAGAAGUGCCGGGAAUCGUUCGUGGCUUACUUGAAGUUCUACCGUAGACCCUACGACGAGAUGGUGUACAGGUCAAAGAUGCGACCCCCACUGGGUGGACUCAUCUCCAUCGUCUCUCCUCACAUCAGGCGCCGCCACGUGUCACUCUCUCAACGAUACUGACCUGAAUCAAACAGAGUUUCACAUCGUUGCUCUCUUCUUUUUCAUUUUUUCUUUCGCGAAAGUAAAAAGUAUAUAGUGUAUUUCGAUGAAUUGAAUUAGUAGCUAAUAAUUCAUUAAUUAAAUUUGCUCAA
Molecule: messenger RNA, 1478 nt
Organism: Arachis duranensis
Lineage: Eukaryota; Viridiplantae; Streptophyta; Magnoliopsida; Fabales; Fabaceae
Exons: 8
Coding region: 82-1347 (421 amino acids)
Source: RefSeq, a predicted model, not a curated record